Messenger RNA from Python bivittatus (Burmese python), 5538 nucleotides. The record is from RefSeq and is a predicted model, not a curated record. Lineage: Eukaryota; Metazoa; Chordata; Lepidosauria; Squamata; Pythonidae.
AUUAAGAUGCUGCCUACACCAUCCAAAUUUCAUUAUAUCUUCAACCUGCGAGAUCUUUCCAGAAUUUGGCAAGGCAUGUUAACAAUUAAAUCAGAAGAAUGUACUGAUGUUAAUAUACUUCUGGCUCUAUUUAAACAUGAAUGUACGCGUGUAAUUGCUGACAGAUUUAUCACCGAAGAGGAUGAAGAAUGGUUUGAUAGAAAUUUUAGUAGAGUAAUUGAAGAACAUGUGGAUUCAAACUUAGUAGCACGAAUUCAGGCUGAACCCUAUUUUGUAGAUUUUUUGCGGGAUAUGCCUGAACCAACGGGUGAAGAACCCGAAGAUUUUGUGUUUGAAGCACCAAAAAUUUAUGAAUUGGUUCCAUCUUUAGAAUUUUUAUCUGACAAAUUACAGUUCUACCAAAGACAAUAUAAUGAAAAUGUUCGAGGUGGAAUCCUAGAUCUGGUGUUUUUCAAAGAUGCUAUAACACAUCUUGUUAAGAUUUCACGAAUAAUUCGGACAGCAUGUGGAAAUGCUUUACUUGUAGGAGUUGGUGGUUCUGGAAAACAGAGUCUUUCGAGGCUUGCCUCUUUUAUAGCUGGAUACAAAAUAUUUCAGAUAACUUUAACAAGGUCCUACAAUGUGACCAAUCUAACAGAUGACCUAAAGAACUUAUACAGAGUUGCUGGUGCUGAAGGAAAAGGAAUCACAUUCAUUUUCACAGAUAAUGAAAUAAAAGAUGAGGCAUUUCUUGAAUAUCUUAAUAAUCUGCUUUCUUCUGGAGAGAUCUCCAAUUUAUUUCCUCGAGAUGAAAUUGAUGAAAUUACUCAAGGACUUAUAUCUGUAAUGAAAAAAGAGCUGCCACGAGUUCCUCCGACUUUUGAUAAUCUUUAUGAGUAUUUUAUAUCACGGUCAAAGAAAAACCUCCAUGUUGUCCUCUGCUUUUCUCCCGUUGGUGAGAAAUUUCGUGCACGAUCUUUGAAGUUUCCUGGUCUUAUAUCUGGCUGUACCAUGGAUUGGUUUACUCAGUGGCCCAAGGAAGCCCUUGUGGCUGUAUCACAGUAUUUUCUGUCAGGUUUUAAUAUUGUCUGUUCUCCUGAAGUCAAAGCACAUGUGGUAGAAACUAUGGGCAUCUUUCAUGAUCUAGUUUCAGAAAGCUGUGACAAUUAUUUUCAAAGAUAUCGACGAAGAGCUCAUGUCACCCCCAAAUCUUAUCUUUCUUUCAUCAAUGGCUACAAAGACGUUUAUGCUGAUAAGCUGUUCAGCAUUAAUGAACAAGCUGAACGUAUGAACAUAGGUCUUUCUAAGCUGAUGGAGGCUAGUGAAUCUGUUGCUAAACUCUCUCAGGACCUGGCAGUAAAAGAGAAGGAAUUGGCUUUGGCUUCUGUAAAAGCAGACAAAGUGCUGGCAGAAGUGACUGUAAGUGCUGAGGCUUCGGCUAAAGUGAAGAAUGAAGUUCAAGGGGUUAAAGACAAAGCACAGAAGAUUGUAGAUGAAAUUGAUUCAGAGAAAAUAGUAGCCGAGGCAAAGUUGGAGGCAGCUAGACCAGCCUUAGAAGAAGCUGAAGCAGCUUUGAAUACCAUUAAACCUGCAGACAUUGCAACAGUUCGAAAACUUGCCAAGCCACCUCAUCUAAUCAUGAGGAUCAUGGAUUGUUGUCUAUUGCUAUUCCAAAAGAAAAUUGACCCAGUUACCACGGAUCCAGAAAGGCCUUGCUUAAAACCAUCUUGGGGUGAAUCAUUGAAACUAAUGAGCGGACCAUUUCUGCAGAGUCUCCAACAGUUUGCCAAGGAUUCUAUCAAUGAAGAGACAGUUGAAUUAUUGCAGCCUUAUUUUCAGAUGGAAGAUUAUACUUUUGAGAAUGGCAAAAAAGUCUGUGGUAAUGUGGCAGGGCUACUUUCUUGGACACUGGCCAUGGCAACAUUUUAUGGCAUAAAUAGAGAUGUAUUGCCUCUUAAGGCUAACUUAGCAAAACAAGAAGGACGCUUGAAAGUAGCCAAUGCAGAAUUAGGAAAGGCACAGGCAUUGCUUGAUGAGAAGCAAGCAGAACUGGACAAAGUACAAGCCAAGUUUGAUGCAGCUAUGCAGGAGAAGAUGGACCUCUUGAAUGAUGCUGAAAUGUGCAGAAGAAAGAUGCAGGCUGCCUCUGCCCUUAUUGAUGGCUUGAGUGGAGAAAAAAUCCGGUGGACUCAACAAAGUAAAGAGUUCCGAGCCCAGAUAAAUAGGCUUGUGGGAGAUGUGUUACUUUGCACAGGCUUCCUUUCCUAUUGUGGCCCUUUUAAUCAGAUAUUCAGGAACCUUUUGCUUAAAGACUUAUGGGAGACGGAGAUGAGAGUACGAAAAAUCCCUUUUACUGAAAAUCUGAAUCUCAUUUCAAUGUUGGUAGAUCCUCCUACGAUUAGUGAGUGGAACCUGCAAGGGCUUCCAGGAGAUGAACUCUCAGUUCAAAAUGGCAUCAUUGUGACAAAAGCCACUAGAUAUCCACUUUUGAUAGAUCCACAAACUCAAGGGAAAACUUGGAUUAAACAGAAAGAAAAGGACAAUGAAUUACAAGUGACAACUUUGAAUCAUAAAUAUUUUCGUACACACCUAGAGGAUGCCCUCUCUCUGGGAAGGCCACUUUUAAUAGAGGAUAUCAGUGAAGAAUUAGAUCCUGCCCUUGAUAAUAUAUUAGAAAAGAACUUCAUUAAAUCAGGAACCUCUUUCAAGGUGAAAGUCGGAGAUAAAGAAGUAGAUAUCAUGAGUACAUUUAAACUUUAUAUUACUACCAAAUUGCCUAAUCCUGCCUUCACUCCUGAGAUUAAUGCUAAAACAUCAGUAAUUGAUUUUACUGUUACAAUGAAAGGACUUGAAAAUCAGUUAUUGAAGAGAGUAAUUCUCACAGAGAAACAGGAACUAGAAGCAGAGAGAGUUAAACUCAUGGAAGAUGUAACUUAUAAUAAGCGGAAAAUGAAAGAACUAGAAGAUAAUCUGCUUUAUAAAUUAACUACAACUAAAGGUUCUUUGGUGGAUGAUGAAUCACUGAUUGGUGUUUUGAGAACCACUAAACAAACAGCUAUGGAGGUAUCUGAAAAACUAGAAGUUGCAGGAGAAACUGAGAAAAAAAUUAACACUGCACAAGAGGAAUAUCGCCCCGCUGCUACACGAGGAAGCAUUCUUUAUUUUCUUAUCACUGAAAUGAGCAUGGUUAACACGAUGUACCAGACAUCCCUAGCCCAGUUCUUAAAACUGUUUGAUCAGUCCAUGGCUAGAUCUGAGAAGUCUCCUAUUCCACAGAAAAGGAUCUCAAACAUUAUUGAGUUCUUGACAUAUGAAACUUUUGCAUAUUCUGUUAGAGGCCUAUAUGAAAACCACAAAUUUCUUUUUACCCUGCUUUUGACAUUAAAAAUUGAUCUUCAGAGGGGCCAGGUCAAACCAAAGGAAUUCCAGGCACUCAUUAAAGGGGGUGCUGCACUGGAUCUAAAAGCUUGUCCUCCCAAACCAUUCCGAUGGAUUCUAGAUAUGACAUGGCUAAAUCUGGUAGAACUGAGCAAACUACCACAGUUUUCAGAAAUUAUGAAUCAGAUAUGUCGUAAUGAGAAAGGAUGGAAAAAUUGGUUCGAUAAAGAUGCUCCAGAGGAAGAAACUAUUCCUGAUGGAUAUACUGAUUCACUAGAUACCUGUCGCAAACUGUUGCUUAUCAGGUCUUGGUGCCCAGACCGCACAGUUUCUCAGGCCAGGAAGUAUAUUGCAGAUUCAUUGAAUGAGAAGUAUACAGAGCCCGUCAUUUUAAAUUUGGAGAAAACAUGGGAGGAAAGUGAUAGAAGAACACCUCUCAUUUGUUUCUUGUCUAUGGGAUCUGACCCAACUAUCCAAAUUGAUGCAUUGGCCAGAAAACUUAAACUGGAAAACAGAGCUAUAUCCAUGGGUCAGGGACAAGAAGUUCAUGCACGAAAACUAAUUCAGAUGUCAAUGGUACAGGGUGGCUGGGUGUUACUUCAGAAUUGUCAUCUAGGUCUAGAAUUUAUGGAAGAACUUUUGGAAACAUUGAUGACUGCUGAUAUUCCUGAUGAGACCUUCCGAGUUUGGAUAACCACUGAACCACAUGAUAAAUUUCCAAUCACUUUGCUGCAGACUUCAAUAAAAUUCACCAAUGAACCUCCACAAGGAGUACGAGCUGGUUUGAAGAGAACGUUUUCUGGGAUAAAUCAAGAUCUGCUUGAUGUCAGCAAUAUGCCUAUGUGGAAACCUCUUCUUUACACAGUUGCCUUCUUACACUCUACUGUUCAGGAAAGGCGAAAAUUUGGUCCUUUGGGCUGGAAUAUUCCCUAUGAAUUCAAUUCUGCAGACUUCACAGCCAGUGUUCAAUUUAUACAGAAUCAUUUGGAUGAAUGUGACAUUAAGAAAGGAAUAUCUUGGAGCACAGUCCGAUACAUGAUUGGAGAAGUACAGUAUGGAGGCAGAGUCACUGAUGAUUAUGAUAAGCGUCUUCUUAACUGCUUUGCAAGGGUCUGGUUCAGUGAGAAGAUGUUUGAAAAUACUUUCUGUUUUUAUUCUGGAUAUAAAAUCCCAAUCUGCAAAACUCUUGAUCAAUAUCAUGAGUACAUUUCAACUCUCCCUUCCAUGGAUAGUCCUGAAGUCUUUGGUCUCCACCCUAAUGCAGACAUAACAUAUCAGAGUAACACAGCAGCUGAUGUCUUGAACACUAUUACCAAUAUUCAACCAAAAGAAAGUGGAGGUGGAGUAGGAGAAACUCGAGAAGCUAUUGUGUAUAGAUCAGCUGAAGAUAUGCUUGAGAAACUGCCCCCUGAUUAUGUACCCCAUGAGGUAAAAGCUCGUUUAAUUAAAAUGGGCCAUCUUAAUUCUAUGAAUAUUUUUCUUCGCCAAGAAAUUGACCGGAUGCAGAAAGUUAUCAAAAUAGUCCGAAACAGCCUCCUUGACCUUAAACUAGCCAUAGAAGGAACUAUUAUUAUGAGUGAGAACCUAAGAGAUGCUCUUGAUAACAUGUACGAUGCUCGAAUCCCUCAGCUUUGGAAGCGUGUAUCAUGGGAUUCUUCCACCCUGGGAUUCUGGUUUACUGAACUUUUAGAGAGAAAUGCCCAGUUCCGCACUUGGAUCUUUGAAGGAAGGCCACAUGUGUUUUGGAUGACUGGAUUUUUUAAUCCUCAAGGCUUUCUAACAGCUAUGAGGCAAGAAGUUACAAGAGCACAUAAAGGCUGGGCUUUGGAUACAGUGACUAUACAUAAUGAAGUGCUGAAACAAAUCAAAGAAGAAAUCACUGCAGCCCCUCCUGAAGGGGUAUAUAUUUAUGGAUUAUACUUGGAUGGAGCCGGAUGGGAUAGACGUAAUAAUAAGCUCACUGAAUCUACAGCAAAGAUUCUUUUCACUUUACUUCCUGUUGUACAUAUAUUUGCAAUAAACACAACAGGCCCAAGAGAUCCUAAGCUUUAUGUUUGUCCCAUUUAUAAGAAGCCAAGAAGAACAGAUUUGACUUAUAUCACUGCCAUCUACCUAAGAACAACUGUAUCUCCUGAUCAUUGGAUACUGAGAGGAGUAGCUCUUCUGUGUGAUAUUAAAUAA